Molecule: messenger RNA, 4579 nt
Organism: Peromyscus eremicus (cactus mouse)
Lineage: Eukaryota; Metazoa; Chordata; Mammalia; Rodentia; Cricetidae
Gene: Ssh2
Product: slingshot protein phosphatase 2
Exons: 15
Coding region: 193-4467 (1424 amino acids)
Biological process (GO): actin cytoskeleton organization; protein dephosphorylation; negative regulation of actin filament polymerization
Cellular component (GO): cytoplasm
Molecular function (GO): protein tyrosine/serine/threonine phosphatase activity; actin binding
Source: RefSeq, a predicted model, not a curated record
CGGCGCGUCAGUCGGCGGCGAGAGUCCGGUGGUGGGUGCGGAGCCCGAGCCCGUUCCCGCGGCUUCAUCUUCCUCCCCGUCCCCCUCGUCCCUACCCCUCACCCUCUGCCCCCCAUCCCGGCUCCGUCACCCUCCCGCCCCCCUACACUCAGGACGAGAAUGCCCUGCCCGGAACAACCUAGCAGCGCCUAGAUGGCUUUGGUCACGGUCCAGCGGUCGCCUACCCCCAGCACCACCUCCAGCCCCUGCGCCUCGGAGGCCGACAGUGGGGAGGAGGAAUGCCGGUCACAGCCCAGAAGCAUCAGCGAGAGCUUUUUAACUGUCAAAGGUGCUGCCCUUUUUCUACCACGGGGGAAUGGCUCGUCUACACCAAGAAUCAGCCACAGACGCAACAAGCAUGCAGGUGAUCUCCAACAACAUCUUCAAGCAAUGUUCAUUUUACUCCGCCCAGAAGACAACAUAAGGCUGGCUGUAAGAUUGGAAAGUACUUACCAAAAUCGAACACGCUAUAUGGUGGUGGUUUCAACUAAUGGUAGACAAGACACGGAAGAAAGCAUUGUCCUGGGAAUGGAUUUUUCUUCUAAUGACAGUAGCACUUGUACCAUGGGCUUAGUCUUGCCUCUCUGGAGUGAUACCCUAAUUCAUUUGGAUGGUGACGGUGGGUUCAGCGUAUCAACAGAUAACAGAGUUCACAUAUUCAAACCAGUAUCUGUGCAAGCAAUGUGGUCUGCACUACAGAGCUUGCACAAGGCUUGUGAAGUGGCUAGAAUGCAUAACUACUAUCCAGGCAGCCUUUUUCUCACUUGGGUGAGUUAUUAUGAGAGCCAUAUCAACUCAGAUCAAUCUUCAGUCAAUGAAUGGAAUGCUAUGCAGGAUGUGCAGUCUCAUCGGCCUGACUCUCCAGCCCUCUUCACAGACAUACCAACUGAACGUGAACGAACAGAAAGGCUUAUUAAAACCAAAUUAAGGGAGAUUAUGAUGCAAAAGGAUUUGGAAAAUAUCACAUCCAAAGAGAUACGUACAGAGUUGGAAAUGCAGAUGGUGUGCAACUUGCGAGAAUUCAAAGAAUUCAUAGAUAAUGAAAUGAUAGUGAUCCUUGGUCAGAUGGAUAGUCCUACACAGAUAUUUGAGCAUGUGUUCCUGGGCUCAGAAUGGAAUGCCUCGAACUUAGAGGACUUACAGAACCGAGGAGUACGGUACAUCUUGAAUGUCACUCGAGAGAUAGACAACUUCUUCCCUGGAGUCUUUGAGUAUCACAACAUCCGAGUAUAUGAUGAAGAGGCAACAGAUCUCCUGGCUUACUGGAAUGACACAUACAAAUUCAUCUCUAAAGCCAAGAAGCAUGGAUCUAAGUGCCUUGUGCACUGCAAAAUGGGGGUGAGUCGCUCGGCCUCCACUGUGAUUGCCUACGCAAUGAAGGAGUAUGGCUGGAAUCUGGACCGAGCCUAUGACUACGUGAAGGAAAGGCGCACAGUGACCAAGCCUAACCCCAGCUUCAUGAGACAACUGGAAGAGUACCAAGGGAUCUUGCUGGCAAGCAAACAACGGCAUAACAAACUCUGGAGAUCUCAUUCAGAUAGUGACCUCUCAGACCACCACGAACCCAUCUGCAAACCUGGGCUCGAGCUCAACAAGAAGGAGAUGACCACUUCAGCAGACCAGAUUGCUGAGGUAAAGACUGUGGAGAACCUUGCAGCCAUGCCGCCUGUCUUUGUGGAGCAUGUGGCUCCACAAGAUGCAAAUCAGAAAGGGCUUUGUACCAAAGAAAGAGUCAUCUGCUUGGAGUUUUCGUCACAGGACUAUCAUGCCGGACAGAUUGAAGAUGAAUUAAACUUAAAUGACAUCAAUGGAUGCUCAUCAGGGUGUUGUCUCAAUGAAUCAAAAUUUCCUCUUGACAAUUGCCACGCAUCUAAAGCCUUACUGCAACCUGGACAGGCCUCUGAAGUGGCCAAUGAGUUCCCAGACUUAGCAGUGGAAGAUUUGGAGACAGAUGCACUGAAGGCAGACAUGAGUGUCCACUUACUGCCAAUGGAAGAGUUGACAUCGCGACUGAAAGACCUCCCCAUGUCACCUGAUCCGGAGUCACCAAGCCCCCAACCCAGCUGCCAAGCUGCCAUCUCCGAUUUUAGUACAGAUCGUAUUGAUUUCUUUAGUGCCCUUGAGAAAUUUGUAGAGCUUUCUCAAGAAACCCGGUCUCGAUCUUUUUCCCACUCAAGGACAGAAGAACUAGGUGGAGGAAGGAGUGAGGGUUGUCGCCUGUCAAUGUUAGAAGUAACGCCUUCCGAAAUGGCAGCUGAUGACCAGAGAAGCAGCUCUUUGAGUAAUACUCCCCAUGCAUCUGAAGAAUCUUCAGUGGAUGAGGACCAGUCAAAGGCAGUCUCAGAACUUGUCAGCCCAGACACCAUCAUGCAAUCUCACUCAGAAAAUGCAAUUUCAGUCAAAGAAAUUGUCACUGAAAUUGAGUCCAUUCGUCAAGGAGUUGGGCAGGGUCAGUUAAAAGGAGACAUACUCUCUAACCCAUGCCAUACACCAAAGAAGAACACCAUCCAAGAGCUGCCUCUGGAGAGGGCACAGGCCCCUGAGAACAAAGCUGGACAUUUGGAGCAAGACGAGAGUUUGUAUGCAGACCAGCCUGAACUAGCCGAAGAAUCAGGGAAGUGCAACUCAGAAGGCUGUCCAGCCACACACUCAUCCACAGUAGACUUGGAAGAAGAGGAACCAGGUGAGGGAGAACAGGACUGGGGCCCAGGGAUGCAGCCUGGUGCCAAGUGGUGCCCUGGGUCUGUGAAGCGAGCCACCCUGGAGUUUGAAGAGCGCUUGCGACAGGAGCAGGAGCACCAUGGCACUGCCUCUGCAGGUACCACAUUAUCCAAUCGCAAAAACUCUAAGAACGAUUCUUCUGUAGCAGACCUAAUGCCAAAAUGGAGAAGUGAUGAAACCACCCCAGAACAUUCAUUUCCCCUCAGAGAAGCAGAGAUGAGCAAGGGGAAAGGGAAACUGAGUGGGGCGGAAGCUGGACCACUAUCCCAUGCUGAGCAUAAUGCCACUGCUCCGGCCCCUGAGCUGCUGGAAAGUCAUCCCUUGCAAGCACCUCAGGACUGCCGAGGGUCAGACACUGGAACUAAGAAGCAGGAAGGAGAUAUAAAGAAGCAGAGGACUGUGAUUCCAAACCAGGGAUUCGAGAUACAGGCCAUCCCUCUUCCCCUUCCCAAGAGAAUAGAAAUCAUCGAGUACACACAAACAGUUACAUCACUUGAUCCCACUGAGCCAGGAGGUGAAACAGCACCCAGCAAAGAGGGUGAAAAACAAGGACUGAGGAAGGUGACGAUGGAGAGGCCUGUCGCUAUGUUUUGUGCGCUGGAUGAAAAUCUCAACAGGACUCUGGACCCCAGCCAGGUUCCCCUGCAUCCCCAAGUGCUACCUCUGCCUCACUCUUCCUCCGAGUAUGACAGGCUCACUGACCCAACCCCCAUCCUAAGUAGCCCUGAAGACAAGGGAAACAGCCCUUCAGUACCCUUGGAGAAAGCAGCACCUUUGGUCAGUUGCAGUACCCACAUAGCAUCCGCCAACUUGGAUUACCUGUAUCCCCAGUCUGUGGUUCACCUGGAAGGCUGCACAGAGCGGAGCAGCACCACAGACAGCGAGCCGUCCACAGAGCAGGUUAGCUGGGAAGACGGCCAGCAGGGCUUCCUUGUAGGUAGCAGUGGAACGGCACACAAGUUCUCUCAGUUAAGUAAUGAAGACCUAAGUUUAAUUAACAAACUUGGGGACAAUGUUGGGGUAUCACAGAAAAAACUGGACCCGUCAUCGUCACCUGAAGCCUGUCGAAUCCCACAUAGCUCUAGUAGUGAAAAUAUAAGAAAUCUCAGCCACAGCCCUGGUGUAGUGAAGGAGCGCACUAAAGAAAUUGAGUCUCGAGUGAUCUUCCAGGGAGGGGUCACCAAAACAUCACAAAUGAGGCGCUCGGCUUCUCUUGCCAAGUUGGGUUACCUGGACCUUUGUAAAGACUACUUAGCAGAGCGAGAGCUUGUCUCCUCGGAAUCCCCUCAUCUCAAAUUGCUUCAGCCCUUCAUCAGAACAGACUCAGGCAUGCAUGCCUUGAUGGCCCAGGAGCCCUCAGAAAGCCCAGGUGCCCACCAGAACCCACAGCCCACCAAGUAUUUCGUAGAGCAACUCAAAACAACAGAGUGUAUUGUGCAGAGCAAACCAGUGGAGAGGCCCCUUGUGCAGUAUGCCAAAGAGUUUGGGUACAGCCAGCAGUGUUUGCUCCCUAGGGCAAGACCAGAAUUGACUAGUUCUGAAGCAGGCCUUCCUUUGCUACAGACACAGGGUCUGCAGUGUACAGGCCCCGCUCCAGGGCUGGCCGUGGCACCCCGCCAGCAACACGGCAGAACUCACCCCCUUAGGAGACUGAAAAGAGCAAAUGAUAAAAAACGGACAACCAACCCCUUCUAUAACACCAUGUGAUCCUGAGCCUGCACACACGGUUUUCUAAGAGAAAUGUUUGUGAAGGGCGGUGUGAUAUGUGAGGAACGUGCACUUUAUCGUUAAUUUUAUAAUAUUUUGUCAUUUUACUGUU